Messenger RNA from Humulus lupulus (European hop), 472 nucleotides. Its product is annotated as protein CHROMATIN REMODELING 5-like. Gene Ontology annotation, biological process: regulation of transcription by RNA polymerase II; nucleosome organization. The record is from RefSeq and is a predicted model, not a curated record. The coding region runs from base 23 to 472 and encodes 149 amino acids. The transcript is spliced from 4 exons. Gene Ontology annotation, molecular function: ATP binding; DNA binding; ATP-dependent chromatin remodeler activity. Gene Ontology annotation, cellular component: chromatin; nucleus. Lineage: Eukaryota; Viridiplantae; Streptophyta; Magnoliopsida; Rosales; Cannabaceae.
UAAUGUUAUUUUAGCUGAUGAGAUGGGUCUUGGUAAAACUAUUCAGUCAGUAUCCAUGCUUGGGUUUUUACAGAAUGCUCAACAUAUCCAUGGGCCAUUUCUUGUUGUUGUACCAUUAUCCACAUUGUUAAACUGGGCAAAAGAAUUUAGGAAGUGGCUACCUGAGAUGAAUAUUAUUGUAUAUGUUGGUACUCGUGCAAGUCAAGAGGUUUGUCAGCAGUAUGAAUUCUACAAUAACAAAAAUGUUGGCAGGCCAAUAAAGUUUAAUGCACUAUUGACUACAUAUGAAGUAGUUCUGAAAGAUAAAGCUAUCCUUUCAAAGAUCAAGUGGUGCUAUCUGAUGGUUGAUGAAGCACACAGGUUAAAAAAUAGUGAAGCACAGUUGUAUACAACACUUUCGGAAUUUAGCACCAAGAACAAGUUGUUGAUUACUGGUACUCCAUUACAGAACAGUGUGGAAGAGUUUUGGUAA